Dreissena polymorpha is the source of this 1017-nucleotide messenger RNA. RefSeq names its product von Willebrand factor D and EGF domain-containing protein-like. Bases 1 to 1017 code for a protein of 338 amino acids. The record is from RefSeq and is a predicted model, not a curated record. Lineage: Eukaryota; Metazoa; Mollusca; Bivalvia; Myida; Dreissenidae. The transcript is spliced from 9 exons.
AUGAUGCCCACAAAUAAAACCCAGAUGUCAGUAUGGACAGCAUUAGUGUUGACAGUGUGUUGGACGCAUAUUAACGGAUGCAAUAACACGAGCCCACUCCCUAACAUGAUUGGUAGAUCUAGGGCGGACUUAGUGGACGCAAACUCACUCACACUCAUACACGACUUUUAUAUCUCGUCUGGUUGGUACAGCGUAACCGUCAAUGGAGCUCAAUAUCACAUGCCUGGGUCAGAUUAUAUGCCCGACGAGAACGCCUGUGGCACACAUGAACCCAUUUACCUGAAGGCAAACCAAACUGAGCUCGACAACUUGAAUGAAAACGGAACAGAAAAAAGUAUGAACCUGUGCAAACGUACUGCAGUUUUGAAAUGUGAAGAAGGCAUGGACAUAAAGGUCCGCAAAUGUGGUACUAGUAUCCAGUACUUCCUUCAACCGACAAACAGAGUUGAAGCAUAUUGCUUUGAUCCGCCAAAUUUACAAGGAAAAGAUUUGAUAGCAUACCCUACGGACGUUGACGUAGGGGUGAUAACGGUAAAACCUUCAUUGGAGUUUAACGGCUCAACACCGUAUUCUGUAUUUAUUUGCAACUUUAAGACAGAGCCAAAUCGGUACUACACGAUUACAUGGAAAAUUAUACAAGACAAUACUAUUACUAUAACACGAGAGGCAAUUGCAGGAAAUGCCACAUUCCGUCUAACAGAAUCGGAUUUGAAUGCCUACAAAAUAAUCAUGGGUUUUAAUAUUAGAUGUGGCGUACAGGUAUCAGCAGCUCUUAAUGGACAGAGAACACCACAGAAAGACAGUGAAUAUUAUUUUGCUGGAAUAAAGGUUCUCACUCCUACUAUAAACAUCCCAAAAGGCGGAUCUGGUACAAUAGUGUUUCAGCUUACAGUUCCCGUCGGAUGCAAAUACAACCAAUCAAACUUGUGUCUUCUAAAUGUACACAUGCGAAAUCCUAUCGGUUGUUCUAGUGGCGUUGCUAUGCAGAAAUGUGGACUUGACAAUAUUACUCCGUGA